AAGAAGAAGAAGAAGAAGAAGAAGAAGAAGAAGAAGAAGAAGAAGGUGGCAGCUGUGAACAGAGCUCUCUCGCCCUGAUUGCCUUGUGUGUCCCGACUGGUUGAUUAAUCGAUCACCUUCCUGUGACGUACCGCCAUGUCGUCAAACAUCAACAUCUCCCUGGAGAACCCGUACGGCGAUGUGACCAUUCCCCGGGCCAAGCUCCGCCCCUCCGACGACAUCGCCACAGUGAUAGCCAAUCCGAUGGCUCUCAGCAGUAACGACGAGAACCCAUACGGCGUGUCCAGCUCCGCCCCCCCACCGCCAUACGUGGUGAAGGAAGCCGGAGGGGAGGAGGAGGAGGGGAGGAGCCGCGUCUGCUGCUACCGCUGCAGGAGGAGGAAGUGAUGUCACAGCGACAGGAGGACUGUGAUUGGCUAGGAUUUAUUUAUUUCCUGUUUCCUUCCUUUCACCGAGGAAACAACAAAGGAAACAAGGAAGCAACUGAGGAAGAAAGAAUGAACAGAGAAAUAAAUGAAGGAAAGGUCAUGCAGUUGUUUCCUCAGUGGCGGCCAUUUUGUGUCUCUAAUCAGCUCAAAAUUAAAAAACUUGAAGCUUCCUGUUGGAGUUUAAACAUACUGAGUGUGUGAGCAGUCAGCGGAACCCGAGACGGAGACAGGCAGUAAAACUCCGUCCUGUGUCGGACCUGAACCCGAGGAGACAUUUAAAAGACUUUCUUUUGCCACCAGACUCCAUUAAUAAAAUAAAAACAUUGAUUUGAGCUCAGUUAGCAGCUAGCUCAGUUAGCAGUUAGCAGUAGCGGUAAGCUAACAGUUGAGGCAGGAAAAAACAGUAAAUAUAUUUUUAUAAAACAAAAACGAACUAAUCACUUCCUGUCCUCCAUCUGCCACCACAACAGUGACCUGGCUUCAUCUUCAUCUUCAUCAUAAAUAUAAAAUCAGAUUUGUAACAUACAAAAUGGCCGCCACUGAAUUGUGACACCCAUUAAUGUUAAUUUCUCUGCUGAUGAAACGCUUUGAUGCAAUUUCAGAGAUAUUAGAAUAAAUAUUCAGUUGUUAUUGAUUCAUUAUUGAUUCAGAUUUUUCAUCAGGAAACAUUUUGGAAAUUAUUUUAAAUGAGUGUAAAAUGAAAUGUUUUUGUAUAAAGUUUAUAAAUUUAUGAAAACAGAUUUUAGAUUUUUGUUUAUGAUCAUUUUAUGAACACAUUCUGCUAACGAACAACUUGUGAGGGGAGAUGUUUUUGUACUUUAUAUAUAUUUUAUAUUUUAGCCACUGUUUCAGAAGAAAUUAUUAUUUGUUUCAGGAAGUGUUGCAAAGUUUCCAUAAAGUAUUUAUAUUUUUUCAUAACAAUGACUUUGAACAUUUUAGUAUGAAGGAGUUUUAAAGUAUAAAUGCAAGAAAAAGUCUCUUUAGAAAAUAAUAUGUGGAAUCAAAUGUGUUAAUUGAUAUUGUUUGGUGUCACUGGGGAUCAUUAUUGUAUUAAACAUAUUAACACCA
Messenger RNA from Morone saxatilis (striped sea-bass), 1496 nucleotides. RefSeq lists its product as uncharacterized. NCBI's taxonomy places the organism in Eukaryota, Metazoa, Chordata, Actinopteri, Moronidae. Bases 136 to 387 code for a protein of 83 amino acids. The transcript is spliced from 2 exons. The record is from RefSeq and is a predicted model, not a curated record.